This is a messenger RNA of Fusarium subglutinans, 1344 nucleotides long. Its product is annotated as transcriptional regulatory. The record is from RefSeq and is a predicted model, not a curated record. NCBI's taxonomy places the organism in Eukaryota, Fungi, Ascomycota, Sordariomycetes, Hypocreales, Nectriaceae. The coding region runs from base 1 to 1344 and encodes 447 amino acids. The transcript has a single exon.
AUGACAUCAGGAUCAUCAGCUCUCUUGCCCAUCGCCAGCUACUCCAUCCCAUUCAAGAUUCCCGGAAGCCAGAAGGACCGGAGACUGCUCCACUACUUCUGUGUCCAAGGAUCAGGGGAUAUCUCGGGGUUUCUGGCAUCGGACUUCUGGUCUCAGACUGUGCUCCAGGCUGGACACAAAGAUCUAGUGGUGCGGCAGGCCCUGGUUGCAAUGAGCUCACUCCACCUAGACUACAUAUCUUCAAGUCCUGACAGAGCAUCGGUAGCCAGUCCCGAAACCUUGAGUCUAUACGGUAAAGCUCUACGAUCACUGGGAAAGCGGAUAGGCCAACCAUCAGAUGGCACUACAAAGACUGCUUUGGUCUGUUGCAUUUUGUUCUAUUGCUGCGAAAGCGCCAUCGGCGACCGCAGUGCAGCACUCCAACAUCUCAGCAACGGCCUCAAGCUGCUGGUGUCUACUCAAGGUGAAAAGGUUACCGAUGAGUCCAAGGGCAUCGAGAGAUUGACCACCAUUUUCGAGCGCCUGGACAUGCAAGCCAGUUUCUUCGAAGACGACCGCAUACCAAUCCUUGCUUCGCCAGAGUACAUAUAUGAAGAGCCAGAUCAUGGUUUGUUGACGCCACGGACAGGCUUCUUAGGGCUGGAAGAUGCUCAGCAACGACUAGUUAAACUUCAAGCAUGGUUGUAUCAUUUUGUCAACAAGAACGUCGAAUUCUAUCAGGAAACGAAAGAGUCGCUGAGCUUGGACAUAUUGGAAGAGAGGUCUUCUUUGGAACAGGCUUACAAUGCCUGGAUCGAAGGCAUUAACGAAUUCGAGAACAAAGAUCAACACGAUAACCAAACUUUGCACGGUAUUCGAACACUUCUGGUUCACUUCCACGUCUGCCAGAUGAUAUUACGAUCAAAGUUCCCUCAAGAUCACGGCGUGUUUGGUGCUUCGCCGAAUCCAACCGCUCAUCACAUACUUGAUCUGGCUGAGACUUUACUCAAGCAUACUAUACAGGCUAACGCCUCUCCCAGUGCUACUAAGACUCCGCGGCGCAAUUUCUCCCUGGAAACUGGAAUUGUAGCUCCAUUGUUCGCACUGGCAAUCAAGUGCUCAGACGAUUCGGUGGCUACAAGAGCUGCUCAGAUGCUUGCCGCCUCACACAGAAGGGAGGGUUUGUACGAUGCUCAGACCAUGUCACGUAUCAUUAAUGAGCUGAAAAGGUCACGAGAUAGUGCUAUGCAGAUCAAGGAGGAGAAUAGAAGUGGGAUCAAAGCUGUGACUCCACUGGAAUAUCAUAUACCUGAGCGGUAUGACGGCGGUGGGAUAGACAAGCUUCUUUGGUCUAUGAGUCUCUGA